Messenger RNA from Syzygium oleosum, 1690 nucleotides. RefSeq names its product 1-acyl-sn-glycerol-3-phosphate acyltransferase-like. Gene Ontology annotation, biological process: phosphatidic acid biosynthetic process. Gene Ontology annotation, cellular component: membrane; endoplasmic reticulum. Gene Ontology annotation, molecular function: 1-acylglycerol-3-phosphate O-acyltransferase activity. The record is from RefSeq and is a predicted model, not a curated record. NCBI's taxonomy places the organism in Eukaryota, Viridiplantae, Streptophyta, Magnoliopsida, Myrtales, Myrtaceae. Bases 520 to 1437 code for a protein of 305 amino acids. The transcript is spliced from 6 exons.
GGCCUCAGAAUCUAUCACGUAUACAAGUACAUCACCGCAGCUCCACUCGUACGCUAAGAAGUUACGGAACUCCCCCACGUGAAGUAGCAAAUGCCCAAGACAUGAGUUGGCCAAUGUUUUGUUCACGGCACGAUUGGAAUUUGUAAUCUCGCAGAAGAUAAUGCGACCCUUUUGAUUAUCAUAUGAUCAAAUGGGCCGCGUCGUAUAGUAUUGAAUCGGGUCCGUCUGAGCUCAUUCGUUCAUUUUAGCGCCAGCCAAAUACAGGCGCUUUGUAAGUCUACCUUGACUUGCUUCGCGUUCUUUGCACUGUAAAGCUUCUCGCUUUUGGGUUCUCCUUUGCUCUCUCUGUAUCUCUCUCUAGGACUUGUCUUUUGCCCGCCUUGUCUGAGCUCCCAGUUGGGUUCUCUGAUUCGGUCCUUACUUUGACCAACACCUCGCGGAGGAAGUAGCGAUUCUUGCUGGGCAUUUUGUCAGGUGAAAACUGUAUAGUAAAAUCCGUUGGGGCUUGCUCAUUGAUUCAUGGAGACUCCUGGGGCCAGUCAUUUGUUGAGGUACAGAAAAUUGGAGGGCUUCUUCAGUCCUAGCACUUCCGAAGAUAUAGGAGCACCAUCAAAGGUUGCGGUAAGGGAAGAGGUGGGGCGGCGGGCUGACAUGUUCUUGGGUGAUGAUGGAUGGGUGUCUAUAGUGAUAUCAUGGUUAAAAAUUAUUGCGUGCUUUAUGACGAUGAUGGUGACAACAAUCAUCUGGGCACUAAUCAUGCUUGUGCUGAUUCCGUGGCCAUACGAAAGGGUUCGGCAAGGGAAUGUUUACGGCCAUGUGACUGGUAGAUUGCUGAUAUGGAUCUUAGGGAAUCCUGUGAAGAUUGAAGGUUCUGAGUUUGCUGAUGAGAGGGCUAUUUACAUCAGUAAUCAUGCAUCUCCAGUAGAUGUCUGUCUUAUAAUGUGGUUGACUCCCACUGGAACUGUUGGCAUUGCAAAGAAAGAGAUUAUUUGGUACCCUCUCUUUGGACAACUUUAUGUGUUGGCGAAUCACCUCCGCAUAGAUCGUUCGAAUCCAACUGCUGCCAUUAAGUCAAUGAAAGAGGCAGCUUGUGCUGUGGUAAAAAACAAGCUCUCUCUAGUCAUUUUCCCUGAGGGGACCAGGUCGAAAAAUGGACGAUUGCUUCCCUUCAAAAAGGGUUUUGUCCACUUGGCAUUGCAAACCCGCCUCCCUAUAGUUCCUAUGGUCCUAACCGGGACUCAUCGAGCGUGGACGAAGGGCAGCCUACAUGUUCGAUCUACGCCUCUCACUGUAAAGUAUCUCCCUCCUAUAAAAACUGAUGAAUGGGUGGCCGACAAGAUUGAUGACUACGUAAAAUUGGUGCAUGACCUAUACAUUCGGCACCUCCCAGAGUCCCAGAGGCCUCUCGUGGCCCCUGAUCCUAGUAAUAAGUCGUGAGGGAAAAAUGUCUCUCUUGUAAAUACUUUGGCUAGAGAGUUGCCGUAUCAAGUACUACAGUAACCAAUGGCCCGUAUAUUCUUUUCCAGUUGGGAAAUAGGGGUGGCUUUUAGUCUUUAUGGGUCAUGUUGUACUAUCUGAUCAGAUUGGAAUCUGAGCAACAUAAUUGGAUGCUUUGUUUCAGAUGAACAUUUCUCUGCCACGACUUUUGUAGUGUAGUGAAGUGGACAGAGGUGGACUCCUCACUUUUCAA